ACUAGCAUGCAUCUUAUUAUAAUUCAAUUAUUUUCUGUCGUAAAAUGCAAGCUUGAAAUUGUGCCAGAAACCCUCAAAAGCAGGGGGAUUUUAUACUUCUAGUUGUUGAUUUUAACCAAGCACUAGACCUUUUCAAAAACAGUGAGGUCAAAGUUCUACCCAAGAAAAGUUCUUGCAUAUAAUAAGACUUCCAAACUCAAACUUGAGGCAGAGCUUCCAUUUCUGUGUUAAUGGCAGCUGAAGAAACUAAAAGACCAGAGGCAGCUGGCAUUGAACAUGUUGCAGCCAUUUUUGGUGUUACAGGGCUAGUUGGGAAGGUGCUGGCCAAAGAGCUAAUCUCAAAAUCCAAAUGGAAGGUUUAUGGUAUAGCUCGAAAUCCGAUGAUCAUAUCGAAUCAGCAAUGUUCAAAUUUCCAUUUCAUCCAAUGUGAUUUGCUAAACCCUUUGGAAACCCAGCAAAGGCUCUCAUUGUUACAAGAUGUGACUCAUGUGUUUUGGGUCACUUGGGCAAGCCAAUACCAGUUAGAUAGCAUUGAGUGUUGUGAGCAAAACAAGGCCAUGAUGUCCAAUGUCUUGAAUGCCAUCGUCCCCACGGCCAAGGCAUUGAAGCAUGUUUCUCUUCAGACAGGGAUGAAGCAUUAUGUGUCAUUGCAGGGGCCCUUCGAUGAAGCAGAAGCUCGGUACUACAAUGAGAAUGGCCCGAGAGUGAAAGCAGGCUGCAAUUUUUACUAUGUGCUGGAAGACUUGCUCAAGGAGAGGCUGGAUGGUAAGAUAGCUUGGUCUGUACACAGGCCUGGUUUGUUAAUUGGUAGUUCUUCUAGGACUUUGUACAACUUUAUGGGUAGUUUAUGUGUUUAUGGAACCAUUUGUAAGCAUUUGAAUCUUCCCUUUGUGUUUGGAGGGACAAAGAAGUGUUGGGAAGAGACCUGCAUUGACGGCUCAGAUGCAAGACUAGUAGCUGAACAACACAUUUGGGCAGCCACCAAUGAUGAUGUAAAUGUACAAUCCACUGAUGGCCAGUCAUUCAAUGCAAUCAAUGGUCCAAGUUUCACAUGGAAGGAGAUCUGGACAGCACUUGCAGAAAAGUUUGGACUAGAAGUAGUACCCGAAAAUGCAUUUUCGGAGGACUUCUGGUAUUCGAAAGCAAUGGCUGACAAGAAAGAAGUUUGGAAAGAAAUUGUUGCAAAGGAAAGGAUGAUGAAAACUGAGAUGGAAGAUUUGGCCAAUUGGGCAUUCUUGGAUGUCUUGUUUCGUUGUCCGUUUAAGCUAUUGGGAACCCGAAACAAAGUUGAUCAGCUUGGUUUUACUGUAAGGUAUAAAACACUGGAUUCAAUCUUGUAUUGGAUAGAUUGUAUGAGAGAUGAAAAAUUAAUACCUUAAAAGCAUAUGCUUUUGAUGCAUUGUGGCUGAAUGUGUGGAGCACCACAAACUUUUCCUUCAAGAAAAAUGAAACUGGUGGAAGGCUGUACCUAUACAUGUUCGUUUGUUGGCUGCCUAUUUCUUGUUUCCUUAUUUUAUGAUCAUACAGGUUGUUUUGGGGAAAUUGAAUAAUACA
Prunus persica (peach) is the source of this 1554-nucleotide messenger RNA. Its product is annotated as iridoid synthase. The record is from RefSeq and is a predicted model, not a curated record. The coding region runs from base 231 to 1379 and encodes 382 amino acids. The transcript has a single exon. NCBI's taxonomy places the organism in Eukaryota, Viridiplantae, Streptophyta, Magnoliopsida, Rosales, Rosaceae.